UUACACACCAAAAAAAAUCCCCUUCCAAACUCCCUUCUGAUAUUUCCAAAACAAAAAGGGUCAGGUCUGGUCAGGUCAGGUCCCAGCUCAGGUCAUCGCAGCAAAUAAAGGCGCACCCAACCCACCCUCACCCAUUCCCUUUGUUCCCUCAAAACCAAAACCUCGCUAGCCUAACCUUUAGCCAAAUCAUUCCAAGGUAGAAAAGAAAUGGGCUGGCUUGGCUUGAAUGAAUGAAAAAUGCCCGACGCACCACCAACCCUCCAUUUUUACUCCGCCUCUUGCUAGUUUGCGUCAUCGUCGCCUCCCGCCCUCCCCUCGCCUACGACUGUUACGAUAACCUUAAGAUCGACGAGAUCUCCUGUCCCAAUCGCCGGCGAAUCAUGUCCAAAUCUCGCGUUUAUCCUGACGUCAACGUCCUUCGUCCUAAGGAGUACUGGGAUUACGAGUCCCUCACUGUUCAAUGGGGUGAUCAAGAUGAUUAUGAGGUCGUUCGUAAAGUUGGAAGGGGAAAAUACAGUGAGGUUUUCGAGGGCAUAAAUGUCAAUAACAAUGAGCGCUGUAUAAUCAAGAUCCUCAAGCCUGUCAAGAAAAAGAAGAUUAAAAGAGAGAUAAAAAUCCUUCAGAAUCUAUGUGGUGGGCCAAAUGUUGUUAAACUUCUUGAUAUUGUAAGAGAUCAGCACUCCAAAACGCCUAGCUUGAUAUUUGAGUAUGUCAACAGUACAGAUUUCAAAGUUCUCUACCCUACUUUGACAGACUAUGACAUUCGCUACUACAUAUAUGAACUUCUUAAGGCAUUAGAUUACUGCCAUUCGCAAGGAAUAAUGCACAGAGAUGUCAAGCCUCACAACGUCAUGAUAGACCAUGAGCUGCGGAAACUUCGCUUGAUAGAUUGGGGACUUGCUGAAUUUUACCAUCCUGGCAAAGAGUAUAAUGUCCGUGUGGCUUCUAGGUACUUUAAAGGACCCGAGCUUCUGGUAGAUUUACAGGACUAUGAUUACUCUUUGGACAUGUGGAGCCUUGGUUGCAUGUUUGCUGGAAUGAUAUUCCGGAAGGAACCAUUCUUCUAUGGCCAUGACAACCAUGAUCAAUUAGUUAAAAUUGCCAAGGUGCUAGGAACUGAUGAGUUAAAUGCAUAUCUGAACAAGUACCAUUUGGAGCUUGAUCCUCAACUUGAUGCUCUAGUUGGAAGGCACAGCCGCAAACCCUGGUCCAAAUUUAUUAAUGCGGAUAAUCAGCAUCUUGUUUCUCCUGAGGCGAUUGAUUUUCUUGAUAAGUUGCUUCGGUACGAUCAUCAGGACAGGCUAACUGCAAGAGAAGCUAUGGCCCAUCCUUACUUUUCUCAAGUCAGGGCUGCAGAAAGUAGCAGGAUGCGGACUCAGUAAGUCAAAUUCACUUUGUGUUCAUUUGAAAAUCAGACCAGACUAGUUCGGGGAGAUUUGUUGUGCUAAAUGUUACAUAAACUCCAGAAUAUUGUGUUUGCAAUCGUGAGUAUUUGUGUGUGAAAUAUAUUUGCUAUCAUAUUAUUAUUCGCCUAACUUAUUUUGUUUGAGAGUAUACAGUUUUUUCUCAUACGUUUCAAAAUGUUUUAACACCAUGGAAUUUCGGUUGCAAGCAGUAGAUACAAUUUGUCAUUGUUAAAUGAACAAGCAUGCAUGUACAAUAUGAAAACAAAU
Molecule: messenger RNA, 1673 nt
Organism: Durio zibethinus
Lineage: Eukaryota; Viridiplantae; Streptophyta; Magnoliopsida; Malvales; Malvaceae
Product: casein kinase II subunit alpha-2
Biological process (GO): peptidyl-threonine phosphorylation; peptidyl-serine phosphorylation; regulation of cell cycle
Cellular component (GO): protein kinase CK2 complex; cytosol; nucleus
Molecular function (GO): ATP binding; protein serine/threonine kinase activity
Source: RefSeq, a predicted model, not a curated record